This is a messenger RNA of Coffea arabica (coffee), 1032 nucleotides long. RefSeq lists its product as uncharacterized. Lineage: Eukaryota; Viridiplantae; Streptophyta; Magnoliopsida; Gentianales; Rubiaceae. The record is from RefSeq and is a predicted model, not a curated record.
AUGGAACAGAGCAACCUCGGGAGGGCACCUCUUAAGAUGUCCGGCAGCAGGGAUAAAAGGAACUCGAACCUCUACUGCCUAUAUCAUCGAGAUAUAGGGCACGAGACGGAGGACUGCAAUGAUCUCAAAAGGGAGAUCGAGAACCUCAUCAGGCAAGGACACCUCAAGCAGUUCAUCCGCCGAAGUGGAGGUCAUUCGCGCGACGAGAAUCAACGUGACAAACGGGGUGACCAACGCCGGGAUGAAAGACGAAUUUUGAGAAGCAAUUGCAGACCACCUGAGGAUCCUAGAGAGACAAAGAGGCCUCCCCGAGAUGGAUCUUCGGGUCAAGGGUUAGGAUAUGGGGCCAACAUUGCCGGAGUCAUCAACACCAUUGCCGGAGGUCCGACGGGAGGGGAUAGUCAAAACUCCCGAAAGAGGACUUACAGGCAAGCUAACCCUAAUCAGGUCGAGUCUAGCUCUCGCCUAUCCGAGGUGAUCUCCUACGGGCCCAGCGAUCCUGUUCCAGCUGCUUCUAGUAGUCAUGAAACUUUGGUGAUUGAGGUGCUCACCAACAACUACAUUGUGAAGAAGGUCUACAUCGACCCAGGGAGUUCGGUGGAUGUCAAGUACCUCCGCACCUUUGAGAGGCUUAAACUAGCAAGGGAGCACAUGACCCCGGUGAGAACUCCUCUCGUAGGGUUCGGGGGACACAUUGUGCAUCCCGAGAGGAUGGUGACUCUGACGGUAACCGUAAGGCGUCACUCCCGCUGCAGGACCAUCCCCGUCAACUUUGUAAUAGUUAAGGUCGAUUCCCCGUACAAUCUACUCUUAGGUCGGCCUGCGCUUAAUGCUUUGCGAGCAGUAUACUCUACCAACCACCUAAGUUUUAAGUUUCCUACUCCUGCGGGGGUGGUCGAGGUCAGCAGCGACAUCUGCGCUGCCCGAGAGUGUUACCUCGCCACUCUACAAGCGGCCUCCCCAUCAGCCUCCGAAACGAGACCCGAGAAGAGGUCAAAUAUCCUCUCAAUAGAUAGCAUUGAUCCUCAGUAA